AAAUAAAAUGUAAUCAACAACAUCGAUCAUGAUGACCAUGAAUGAUGUUGUUGUAUUGCGUUACACUGGAUAUAAAUUGAGGAUUGUGAUUUGUUCUAUCCGUUCAUUUCGCAUCAACAUGGACGACAACCACAACGUCAACAUUCGUAUACGAUUCGAUCAGAAAUGUUGGGCGAUAUUCAAAAACAAUGCUUACAUUUUUGCCUAUGUUUUGGCUAUUGUCAUAAUCCCUGCUUGUUUCGUACCGUAUGUUGUUUCAGUUUAUUUCGGACAAGUUCCGCCGAUUCUACCAUACAUUAGUGAUGCUGCAGCAUUCAAACCGGCUACUGGUUAUUUUGCUCAAUUACUCGACAUAAUUGUCAUGUUGGGAGCCUUAGUUUGUAUCGCAAGAUUCAAACAAAUCCAUUAUUACAUAUCGGUCGUUCUAGACGAACAAAAAAAUUCAAUCGAUGAAAACAAAUUAUCGCGGUUACAUUUGCAAAAUUUCCUAUCCUUAGCAUCAUUUGCCAUUGCAGGUUUCGGUAUGGUAAUGAUUGGCAAUUUUCCCGGUGUUGAUUAUAUGAUUCUACACAUGACCGGUGUCUAUUUGUUCAUAAUAUUCUCUCUGAUUCAACAUUUCAUUAUGAUAUCAAUAAUGAGAAAAUUAUAUCGAUAUGGUCGAUUGGAAAGCCAUCCAACAUCGGUCAUCAUAGUGGUCAGCACAUUGUUUGUAUCGAUAACUGUAUGUCAUGUAGCCGUUUCAAUAUCGUAUGUACAUCACCCGGAAAGUAUAAUUUUCAAUCACAAUGCUCGUAUUCAAUGGCAAGCCAACCAGCCUGGCUAUGUAUGGCAUGUUGUUAGCACUGCAUCAGAAUUUGUCUAUUUCCUCAUGUUUGUACCGUAUUUCUGGUCAAUUGGUCAUCGCAUGCAAUCAUUCAAACAAUGGGAUCGUAUUCAUUUCUAAUUCAAAUUCAAAUUCAAAUUUUAUUACAAAAACACAAACAUUAUUAACAUUAACAUUUGGAAAUGAACUCCAUACAACAAUUAUCAUACAAUUCUAAUUGUU
Dermatophagoides farinae (American house dust mite) is the source of this 1045-nucleotide messenger RNA. RefSeq names its product DNA damage-regulated autophagy modulator protein 1. The record is from RefSeq and is a predicted model, not a curated record. NCBI's taxonomy places the organism in Eukaryota, Metazoa, Arthropoda, Arachnida, Sarcoptiformes, Pyroglyphidae.